GCAAAUCCAGACUCCGUGUGUGUCUGUGUGGUGGCGCGGGCGGGUGAUUGAGGUUGAGGGAAGAUUUUCCCUCCGUUCGUAUCCACAGUUUUCCACUCAUUUGAAUCCUCCCGGAAGAGAGAAGCGGAAGUGUCAAGUGAUUGCGCGCGCGGUGGAUGGAAAUUGAUAUUGCUGGUGCUGCAGCAGCCAGCGACAGAGUUCAGAGAGUAGUGCCACGCGGGAGGUAUCAUCAGCUGCUGGCUGCUAGCUGAUGGGGUCGCCUAUCUGAUCUACUUCUGUUGUGAUUUGUUGCAGCCGCCAUUUGGCAAGGGGUGAAAGUUUGAGCGUUCCCGUGGGGAUGAAAACGAUUCCGGGCCAUAUAUAGGACUACCCCGUCAGCAGCAUCAUCAUCAUCGUCGCACAUAAAUAGGAAUAAAUACGCUAGCCCGGAGGAUUACGGAAGCAGUUUUUUCGCACCACCGAGUCUCGAAUUUCGUCACUUGAAGAAGGCGAUGGUUGUGAGCUUAUCGCAAACAUUGUAUCAAUCAGCGCGGCAAUUGUUUGGCUCCCGACGGGGAGUUUUGGAUUCCGAAAAUCAAGUGAAUAGAGACGAGAUAAGGUGUUCGAAAUACGUCAAGUAGGACAGUUAGAGCCGUCGGCAGUUCUAGCGACGUCUUUUAUAAGGGAAACAACCAUCGCUACGCUAUACCUUGACGGGAUAAUUAUGCAAAUUUCAUUAAGUAUUUCUAUGCUGAAAGCGUUCAACGAACCUCAGGUGUGUGCAAAUCGGGCGAACAAAGCGAGUCAGCUAGUACGUGCUGCUGCUGCUCCUCGGCAAGCAGCACUACAAGUGGUGAAAAGAAAAGUAAUUUGCCCCCAUAGAUACAGAGAGAAAAGGUACCUCCCACAGGGUUUCCGAUUGAUUAAUUCGUGUGAAAAUAAGGUGGGAGUUUUGCGGUUCCCUUUUCACUAUUCGGUGUGGUUUGGUUCAACUCACCUUUAGCAAGUAUUUAGGAGCAGGCGAGCGCGUGCUGGGAGUGUGGAAGUUAAUAUCAAGCUGUGAACGUUCCCGAUUGAAUUUCGGAUUAGAUUGACAUAUCACAGGCGCAUAUCGUGUGGGCGGUCAGAGGCAAAAUGUUUUGGAUUCUGAGAAGAACUGGAGCGGUCAAUUUCUUCAACUCCAUCAACAACAACUACGCGGUCAAGGGAGGAUCCGGUUCCAGCAGCAAUGCAGACAAAAACAGCUCCCGGCCACCACGGAGAGCUUACGGUCGGCUCAGCGUGGAAUCCGACGAUGUUCAAUCGUUUCGACGUGAGGCCGAGCUUAACGACAAUCUGAUUGAUGUGGAUGGAGAAUUAAGCGAAAGCAACUACAACAACAACAACAACAGCAACCACAUCACAAACAUCAACAACAACAACAAUGUCCUAGUGAAAAAUCAGAACAAAGCCGUUGUUGGCAGCACGGCCACGACUACAACGACGACGAUGAUAAAUGGCUGUCCGUCGCAUCUGUUUCCGCACGAUAGCUGCGGCGACGAUGACUGCGGUGCCGACGUAAACCGGAACCAGUCCAACUGCACCGAAACCGACUCGGACCUGGAGCUGGAUGCCACCAUCAAGGAGCAGCGGCUCGAGGAGCAGGCCAUUUCGCGGCUGCAAGCGAUGGCCCUGUCCGAUGACGACGAGUACGACGAAUCACUGACCUGCAACGUUUGUGACCGAGCAUUCCACUGUCAUCGGCAGUUGGCGUCCCACCAGCAGAAAAAGCGACAUUUCGGGUGCAGCGGUUGCGACAGCCUGUUCCCAUCGUUGAUGCUGCUGGAGCACCACAAGGAGGAGUUCGAACACUGGAGCGACUUCGAGGACGAUGGGCGACUGCCGUGCUGCCGGCGGAACCGGCGGGACGAUGACUACACCGACACGGACACCGGGACCAGCGACGCCGAGAGCGAAGACCUGGAGCGAUUGCUGUAAGGCGGACGGAGGCGGCUGGCUAUACGACGCGACGACGGCUUCGACGACAGAUGGCGUUUGAUUGAAUGGGAUGAUGGAAUGGAUGAAAGUUGGUCGCAUUGGGAUGAAAAUAAUCCCAAUCGGAUGAUGAUGAUCGGCGGCGGUGCGAGAGGCACUUCUGCGAGUUGAAUCCGAUUGAAAAUGAAAUUGGCGACAGAUGCGCGUUGAUGGGCUUGAGGAAAGCACUUUAUAUCAUGACAAAAAAAACAGCUAAUUGAUUAAGGUAAUCGGAAGUGGUUUAUUAAUGGAAGCAUGGUUCUUUUGAAUCAUUGAAUUUUGCAUACUAACAGAAGAGUAAUUGGAUUUUUUUGAUAUUAUUGUUCAUCCUGUCGCUCCAUUAGAAAGCUAAUGAAAAAUGUAACAUGGAAAAUAUGGUAGACCACAUCUAAAAUAACAACAUGGUUUUCCCGCUAAACUAUUUGGACUAAUAUGUAGUAAUUACGUUUCGUAAUAUUUCUACCACAAAAGAAUAGAAAUUCUUCUUCGAAUGUUGAAAUACAAUCUCCCAAUUCUUGGAACGUGACAUAGUAAAGCCAAAGAAAGGUGUUGAUGUUGAAUCAUUUUAAGUAACAAUGAAUGAAUCCAAAACAAAACUAUAACAAUUACUCUACAAUUCUCUGUAGAUUAUACAAGAUUUUUUUAUUAUAUCAAAAAUUUAUGAUUCCUACUGGAGCGUACAAAGAUUUCAAAUUUCGAUUGAUGUUGCAAGGAGAUCCCCCCACAUAUAUUCUAAAGGGUUCUGUAGAAAACGAAAGAUAACAUGAUCUCAUAAAAAAACUUAUUCAACAUUUU
Molecule: messenger RNA, 2787 nt
Organism: Aedes albopictus (Asian tiger mosquito)
Lineage: Eukaryota; Metazoa; Arthropoda; Insecta; Diptera; Culicidae
Product: bromodomain-containing protein DDB_G0270170
Exons: 5
Coding region: 1114-1956 (280 amino acids)
Source: RefSeq, a predicted model, not a curated record